AAGAGACAGAGGGAAGAAGCCGGAGGAAAGAAGACUUUCAGCGCGGCGUUGCCGGGAGGAGCGGGGGUGCGGGGGGUGUGCGCGCGCGGUGCGCGGUGCGCGGUGCGGUGCGCGGCUGCCGGCGCUGCCUCCCGCGGGUGCGCGGCGCGGUGGCCGGCGCGGGGCGCGGAGCGGGGCGCGGAGCGGCGGCGGGUGCCGACCAUGGGCUGGCGGCUGCUGCCCGCCGUCGUGCUGGCCCUGGCGCUGGGCAGCCCCGCGGCGAGGGCGCAGAACGACACGGAGCCCAUCGUCCUGGAGGGGAAGUGCCUGGUGGUCUGCGACUCCAACCCGGCCACCGACGCCAAGGGCUCGUCCUCCUCCCCGCUGGGCAUCUCCGUGCGGGCGGCCAACUCCAAGGUCGCCUUCUCGGCGGUCAGGAGCACCAACCACGAGCCCUCCGAGAUGAGCAACAAGACGCGCAUCAUCUACUUCGACCAGAUCCUAGUAAAUGUGGGCAAUUUUUUCACGUUGGAGUCUGUCUUUGUAGCACCAAGAAAAGGAAUUUACAGUUUCAGUUUUCACGUAAUUAAAGUCUAUCAGAGUCAAACAAUUCAGGUUAAUUUGAUGCUAAAUGGAAAGCCAGUCAUUUCGGCUUUUGCUGGGGACAAGGACGUCACACGUGAGGCUGCCACCAAUGGAGUCCUGCUCUAUCUAGACAAGGAGGAUAAGGUUUACCUGAAAUUGGAGAAAGGUGUGGACUCAUCAUUGCCUCUGUUACGUGAAGAUCAUUUUAUCAUCAUGGGAUUGAUGUUUCUUUAUUGCUUUUUCAUGGGUGAAUAUGGAUUCUCUUUAUGGAUUUUGGCCCCAUCUGAACUACUCAGAAGUUCCGCAGAAUUUUGUGUGUUUCAAUACAAUAUAUUUGGAUUGAGACUAAAGCAGACAAUAAAUAUCUAUGCUUAAUGUUACAGUCUAAAGCUGCCUGCAAGAUUUAUUCAGAUUUCAUUUACUGGACUUACUGGAUUCAUGGGAGAAGCGGAUUUUCUUUAAUUAUGGAAAGACUGGCAACCAGGUCUAUAAUUUAGGAGAGUUUGAGUUCAGACUACAAUCAAGAGUUAGUGUGUUGCUGCCAAAGAACUGUAUAUUGAUAUAUUGGUCAUACAUGUUUUUGUCAUUGGGACUUAACUGACAUGAUCUAUUCCAUUGUCUUGAGAAAGGUAAUUAUUAUUGAUAAGUGGUUGACUUUAAUUCUCCUCUGCGUGUACUGUGUUGGAUGGUUCACCCAUAUAUUUAUGCUCUCUCACCGGUCACCAUCAAGUCUAGCCUACAUAAAGCUAAGAGGUUAUGGCUGUAUUUUAGCUGGAUAUGUAAGGUAUUCCUCUUUUCCACGUGCUGUCCUCUAAAAAGAAGAGCAGAUUAUAACCAUUAAGAAAAAUAUUCUUACCAGGGUUAAAGGUGGUCAUUCAGGCACAACUUUGCAGAACAGCUUUGCCCUGCAGGAAAUCUCGCACUUGUUCUUCAAUUUUAAUUACCAUGAUUGAUAAUAACUGCUUUAUUAAAAACCUGAGGGAUUCCUUCCUUAGACACAACCACUUUAUUAGCUGGAGAUGAGAUCAUCCCCUUGUUUGUAAUUAUGUCUAUUUUUCAAACCUUCUGUUGUGUUAAAGUUAUCAUCUGGUUUUGCCUUAACUCCACAACUGUACAUAAUUUUAGAUCACAUGUUCAACAAAUAUUAAAUCCAAAUAGCCGGUACCUAACUUGGUGCAAUAUCUUUUCGGCUUUUUGUACAGGUCAUAUGAAUUCAUAAACUUAUUUAUUAUAUCAUUGUUACAUAAUAAAGAUUAAUAUAUGUUAGCUGAA
Messenger RNA from Phalacrocorax carbo (great cormorant), 1836 nucleotides. The record is from RefSeq and is a predicted model, not a curated record. Lineage: Eukaryota; Metazoa; Chordata; Aves; Suliformes; Phalacrocoracidae.